Molecule: messenger RNA, 2341 nt
Organism: Bursaphelenchus okinawaensis
Lineage: Eukaryota; Metazoa; Nematoda; Chromadorea; Rhabditida; Aphelenchoididae
Source: the annotation of a GenBank genome assembly
AUGGACUAUUCUAAGGUUCAGAAUGUAGGUUGUUGGCUUUGAAAGUUUAGUCUAAUGAAGUUUACGCUUUAAACGAAAAAUUUAAAAUUAAAAUUUUAGGUCUUAUUAAAAAUUUUGAAUUCUAAAAUUUUUUGAAAUCUGAAAUUUAAAGUUUUUUUUUCAGAUAGAAAGAUAUUUUAUAAUAAAAUCCCAACCUUAUCGUGAUGACAAAUACUGUGUUAUAUACGACUAUUGGAAGUCAGAUUCAAUUUACAAUGACACUAUAUCACUGACACUACAUGCUACGUUACCUUUUGUAGCUUACUUGGAAGAACAUGUAUGUUUGACAAUAUUUUUGAAAUUUAAAUACAGUGUAACUUUUAUGUAGCAAAUACCGAAGUUACUUAUAUCCCCUCUGUAACAAAAAAUCUGUUUUUUUUCGUAUUUUACUUAUUUUUGUAUGUUUCACAUUUCAGGCAGUAGUAUGGGGCGGAGCAAUUUCAGUUGGAGUCUUGAUGCCGAAUCCAGAUCAAAUUGGUACCAACCUGGCUUCGAAGAUGUUUACGGUAAAAAUAAUUUUUUUAAUUUUUUAAAUUUCAAUUUUUUAAAUAUAUUUUUUAAAAACCUAAAAUUCAAGUUUUAAGACUUAAACUUAUUUUUAAAACAAAAAUUUAAGCCGCAAGCUAAUUCUUAAAAUUUUUUAUUAAAAUUUGUUUUAGGAUGGUUUAUCAAAGAUAGAACUGUUAGAAAAGUCAAGGUUGUCAGGCAAAGUUGGUCUUCACUUAUUUUGGGAACGGUCGACUUUUGGGUCUUGUGGAGACAUUAUCGUAGAUUCACAAGCCUUCACGAGAGAUGAGGUGAGUAUAAACAAGACUUUAAAAAGAACACAGUAGGCCAAAUUUUUCGGCCCAAGCCGGGUUUUCAAAGUUGGGUCGACCUGGCGAUGCCUUGGCUUAGUGAGCCCUUGUUGAGAUCUAUAAUAGUAUAACCAGUGGGGCGGGUAUAACUAUAAAAAAUAAAAAAUAAUUUUGUUUUUUUGAAUUCCUAACUCCGUCCACCGAAUUCCGUAUUUUACCUCCAAAAUAAAAAUUUUUGAACUAAAAUAACGUCAAAAUUCAUUUUUCAGGAUUACUUAACCUUUUUGUUCCCAAAAUCCCGCCCAACUCCAUACUACCCUGUCAAUACAGCUAGAAACGUGGCACGAUUAGGAGCAAAAACACGCUUAUUUUUAUCAUGUGAUACUGAAAACCUGCCUGUAGCAAACUAUGAAGCAAAAAUGAGGAAAUUGGCUACACGAGAACUUAUUCAGUAGGUUUGUUGAAGUAGUUUACUUCAAUUAGGAUGUUUAUUUCACCAUAAUUGCUUUGCCUUUGAACUCAAAAGUUAUCGAUUUAUAAAACUUUUGUUGCAAAGAUAUUAGUAUAAUAUAUUUUUUUUAAAUCAUGUUUUGUGGUUUAAUUUGACUUGUUUAUAGGAAUGGAAAAAAGAUGGUUAUUGUACAUAGACGAUUUGAAAUAGCAGACGCUGUAGAACUGCCCAAAAACAAAACUGAACUAUUUGUAAGUACUUAACCUGCCCUACACCUACUUUAAGCUCUAGUUUUAGCCCUAACCCUAACUUUAGCCCUAGAUCUAGCUCUGUCUCUGCCUUAGCUCUGGCCCUAGCUUUAGCCCUAUCUAUCCCUAGGCAUAACCCUAGUUUACCCCGCGCUAUUCUUUAAAAUGUUGAUCUGCCUUGCCUUACCUUAAAUUUUUAAUUCAGGAGUUGUUCAAGCUAGAAUAUGCCUUAGAAUUUCAUAAAAACUACUACCCAGAAGGACAUUUGAUUCCCUACGUUGACGAGUGGUUUCAAGUACCCGAGUAUCCAGAUGAAACUUCAAUUUUCAAAGUAACGCUUUUUAAAAUGACUUUUUGACUACAUAUACCUAAUUUUAGUUCAAAACUAAAUAAUAAGCUAAAAGUAAAUCUUGAAAAUAGUUUGCAAUUUGACAAAAAUUUUUGGCUUCUCAUAUAAUCCUAAGCUUAAAACUGAUUUCUAGAUAAUCGACUACAACAAUGGCGAGUGGGAGCCCCAAUUUGUAGGCGAUACAGAAGCUGUACCCCUGCACGAUGAAACCUUCCCCUACCCAAACCGUGGCCAUACUGAACUCGGCUAUGAAACCUGUCGUGCUGGCUUUAAAUUUGCAAUUGUAAAUAAUCUAUUUACUAUGCAUAUUGGAGUAAAAACAGGCCAGUCUAAUGCGGAAAAACGUGGCGUGGCAUUUGAUGACCCAAGUUACCUAAAGGUUGUCAGCAACUACUUGAAAAGGCUUUAUGAUGCAUAUCCGGAGACAGAAGCAACUUGUGGAUUGUUUAAACCUUAA